AACUCCCGCCGCUAUCCACCACUUGAGAUCCGCACACCCCAACACUUGCACGACACCCAGCAACAUGCGCUUCGCACUUACCGCCUCCUUUGUUGCGCUCCUCGCCACCUUCGCCAUGGCAGUCGCACCACAGAAGUCUGUCAUCAUGAGCUGGCCGAACGACACGCCCGACAGCGUUGUGCAGGCGGCGAAGCAGGCCAUCAUCGACGCCAAGGGCACCAUCACACACGAGUACAACAUCAUCAAGGGCUUCGCCUGCACCGGCCCAGCGUCGGUCUUCGAAUUUGUGUCGACGAUGAAUAACGACCACAAGCCGGAGAUUGAGGAGGACGGCGUUGUGUACACGCAGAACAACUAGGCGUAGGCCACACGGCAUUGACAGUGGGCAGGCUGUCUGCACACCAGCAGUUAUGGAAGCAUCAUGAGGCUUCAGUGUGCGGGUACCACAAAUGUAUGAGUUGGCUACAUGUCGAAGAUGCGAUAUGCGAUGUGCUAUAGGAUAUGGUAUAUGGGACUUGGUUAUGGAGUAUGGCGCAGGAUACUCCCGGCAGGCGUUCCACACGUUAUCUAAGAGAAAUCACACUUUCUGUUCUGUGUAU
Messenger RNA from Parastagonospora nodorum SN15, 599 nucleotides. RefSeq lists its product as hypothetical. The record is from RefSeq and is a predicted model, not a curated record. NCBI's taxonomy places the organism in Eukaryota, Fungi, Ascomycota, Dothideomycetes, Pleosporales, Phaeosphaeriaceae. The transcript has 2 exons. Bases 65 to 358 code for a protein of 97 amino acids. Gene Ontology annotation, molecular function: endopeptidase inhibitor activity. Gene Ontology annotation, biological process: vacuole fusion, non-autophagic.